ACUGGACUAAACUAUCCCCGGUCGUGAAAGUCGAUCGUUUACAGGUCGAGAAUAGUACAGACUGCCAUACAGGUGCAGCCCCGCCUUUUCCCUGAAUGCGAAGAAAGACCCAUAGUGAUUUUAAAGUUUUUAAGAUUUUUAAGGCAUUUUUAAAAACAACUUUGACGAAGUCCAAAACACAGAGAGCAGCACUUUUCUGGUCUCGAAAAACUCUUCGUCUCUCUAGACGGACUCUGCUACAAGAGGUUACCUCAGCACAAUCAAUAAUUUACCUACAAUCUCUACCAACAGAAAAGCGAUUUCAAAUACCCUAAAACUUGAUUAUUCAAAUUUUAUUUUCGUUAACCUGCACACUCUUCGCUUCCGGCACUAUGCCGUUUGUUAUUUCACUGCUUCCUGGUUCCGGGCUGUGUCACGAACUUCUCGCCCCAGGUUACUGUUAUGCUCCGACAUAACGCGUACAAUACACCCAGUCUUUACAAUGGGCAUCUGACACACCAAAUAACUAGCUGUUGUAAAAACACACACAUUCAAAUUCUAUCCACUGAGCUUGCUGGUUUAUCGGUAAUGAUUGCACUGAAUUGGGGAGGUACCCGGUUCGAACCUCAGCCAAAUUAUCCGCUCUUCUGAUUUAGGGUUUUGGCGGAUUUUCUCAGUCUUCCACGUAAGCAGUGGGAUUGUACCAUGAAAUAAAUUACACCCAUGACCGGCUCCUUCUAAGACAUUAUCUAAUUACCAUUCAUAAUCUCCCCAUCAUUGCUACAUAAUCAAUGAAAAAGCCGUCAAUUUAUAUCCCCGAGCCUAGAUUUUUCUGAUUUACGUACAGGGAUCCUUUGCAGUGCCUUCCUAAGAUAAGAUUUAUUAAAAUUCUGUUUCCAACAUAAUUUGUGAGUCUAUUUGUCUGGUAAGAAGUUUAACAACACAAUAACUUUUAAACAGCAAAAUGUACUUUUACUGGUGAUAACUGUCAUUUAAUCUAAUAUUAAUCAUUUGGAAAUGGCUUAAAUCAGACCAAUGACAUUCAAUUACAUAAAAUCGUCUUUUGAUUAUGUGUGCACCGGCAAAGUUUCGUGUAAUUAUUAAAACUGACGUAGUUAUAAUCUGCAGUUUGAACUUUCUUUAAAAACAACAGAGCAGCGGGAUGAGAUGAGCGAAACUUGUACAUAUGCUAUUUUGAAUUAAAAUGUAAAAACAAAUCAUUCGAAGGAACGAUAUGCAGACGGGAGAAUAUUAAAAUCCUUGCAGUUUGCGGUGGUGACGGCCUUGAGAAUCCCGCCCAACGGCAAAACCGCAUGCAAAAGUGAAGUCCUUAUAAGAAAAUGGGGUUAGAGGAACUAAAAACACACGAAACACGCAUCUUAAUAUGUAUAAUUAAUGAUUAAUAAAUAUGAACAUAACCGUGUUGGUGUUUAGUGGCAUGACCUCGGCGUUCCUAGCUGAAAGUUGUCACGGUUAUAGAACAAAAGGGUCUCAAAUCAUUUCUAUAAAUUGCGAAAAGUACAGUCAAAGACCACUCGGUGUGGCACACCUAAUCUACGUAGCUUCUCAAACAGGCAGGUAGGUGCGUGCUGUUGUAUAUUAUUAACCGCGCCUGCGCAAGAGAGACCGCGAAAGAGCGAGAGGCCUAUGCCGUGAAGCGCAGAUAUUAUCACAGUAAUUUUCCUGCGAAUAAGCAAAAUAGCGAUGCACAAACCCACAAACAGGAAGCGUCUGCUGUUAUACUACAGCUGCACUGUUGUGCGAAUAAUUUUAGCGGCUGUUACUGUUAGCGCUGGGCGGUAACUGGUGCAGUUCCUGCCGGGAGCCGAUAAGGAACAGUUGCGUGUCUCGGGCCCCUUCUCGGCUCAUGGAGCGCUACGAAAAGUUGGGUAAGCUAGGCGAGGGGAGUUACGGCAUGGUGUUCAAAUGCAGAAACAGGGACACCGGUCAGAUCGUCGCCAUCAAGAAGUUCGUCGAGUCCGAGGACGAUCCACUCAUACGCAAGAUUGCCCUCAGAGAGAUUCGUCUUCUCAAGAACCUGAAGCAUCCCAACUUAGUAAAUCUUCUGGAGGUGUUUCGACGGAAGCGGAAGCUGCACCUGGUGUUCGAAUUCUGUGAUCAUACAGUGUUAGCAGAAUUGGAGAAGUUCCCACAAGGCUGCCCAGAGUUGCUAACUCGGCAAAUCACAUGGCAGACAUUGCAAGGUGUCGCAUAUUGCCACCAGCACAAUUGCAUCCAUCGAGACGUAAAGCCAGAGAACAUUCUGCUAACUGCACAGGGUGUCGUUAAGCUCUGUGACUUUGGUUUUGCACGAAUGUUGAGUCCCGGAGAGAAUUACACAGAUUAUGUGGCAACGCGGUGGUAUCGGGCUCCAGAACUCCUUGUGGGUGAUACCCAGUAUGGCCCCCCUGUUGAUGUGUGGGCCAUUGGCUGUGUGUUUGCUGAGUUGAUUCAAGGACAAGCACUGUGGCCAGGGAAAUCUGAUGUGGAUCAGUUGUACCUCAUCAGGAAAAGUCUCGGAGAUCUCAUCCCACGACACAUGAAUAUAUUCAAAUCCAAUGAGUUUUUCUAUGGUGUGUCACUGCCCCAACCUGAUGUCCAGGAACCUCUGGAGAGCAAACUACCCAGACAGUGUAACCCCCAUGUCAUGGAUUUCCUCAAGAAAUGUGUUGACAAGGAUCCAGCCAGAAGAUGGUCUUGUGAACAGCUCCUCAGACAUCCAUACUUUGAUAAUUUUCAUUUCAAAAUACCUGAAUCAGAAUUAGAAGAAUUCGAGAAGCUUCGACGGUUGCGAGACAGAUCAAGGAACUCCAGCUACAGCAAUGGCUCCAUGAUGCUGCCUCAGUUGCCAAGCAACGCUGCAAGUCCUGACUUCCGGACAUCAUUCAGCCAUCCAAGGGCAAAUCAGACUUUUGAUCAUCUUCCUACCAUAUAAUUAUUGACUGUCAGCUUUCUUUUUGAUAAUAUGCAAUACAGGUUGUAUGAAUUAAGUCCAAAAUUCUGCAGAAACUCUACAGAAAUGUACACUAAACCAUCCAAUUUUGGGCUGUGAGAGCAUGAAAGGGGGACCACAAGAUAUUAUAACAAUGUCCAUGACAUUUGGAAAUCUUGAGUGAAUAAAAAUGGAGCGACCCAAUUUCUAACUAAACACAUCUUUAAUUUUUCAAUAAAAAAUUACAUUUAAAUGUUUUAAUGUUGACAAAUGAAGGGACUGAGCAGACUGAGACUGAGUGUGAAAAAGAGCCUUGGAUUGAACGUGAAACUGGUCAACUGGAUGUCAGCUUUUAUAACUUGUCAUAUUCUUAAAAGAGGGUGCCUACUAACCAGCAGUUAAUAUCCAUAUAUUGACAUGAUUGCAAUAUAAAUUUAUUGCUUCUUGUAGUGAAAGGGCUGAACUGAUCUAUGGGACACAGCUAAGUUCUCUCCAUUAACCAAAAUACGGACACAGCUGACUCGGUCAUUCAAGAAGUAAAAUAUUAUGUAACAAUAGCCUUUGACUAACACCGUCACAAACGUGUAAGAUUUGAGGUUUUCACAGCGGUGACAGUGAAGAUUUCCGUCUUCUGGGUUAUUGCGCUGUGUAGUCUGGUCGAAGUUAACCAACGUUUCAGAGGUCAUACUGCCUCCGUCAUCAGGGCGAUCGCCCUCUGAAACGUUGGUUAACAUCGACCAGACUACACAGCGCAAUAACCCAGAAGACGGAAAUCUUCACUGUCACAAACCUUGGCAAGAACAUAUACUUCUGGAACAAUGUUAAAAAUAAAGAAAAUUAAAGGCAAUGAAUAUCUGUUUUUCCCAGUGUGUAACCAGGGGUAAGUUUGAAAGCUAUAAAUUGGAUCUAUCAUAUUUGCUAGCAACCGUAUACAGUUACAGUUCACAACAUCGAGGGUGGAAACAUAAUUCACAAAUUUCCAAGCUUAUGGAACUGAUGGUACUGUUUAAUAUGUACAUUAUGUAUAUAUAUAUAUCUAAUGUUUACUUGUACAUAAAUAUAUUAACCUCAAAACUGUCAAAAUAAGUCAGUGGUUUGUAACCUUUCCCAAGUAGUAUACUGGAAAAUUUCUUAUUUUUUCAAUGAAUCAAAAAUGUUUACAGACUGUCAUAUAUGGUAGUAACCUGUAUAACUACAUAUUAAUAUAUAACAGUCAGCAAAAUUUUGGAUGGGGUUAUGCAUGUUGCUUAUUUACAUGGCAAUUUAUAGGCAUAUAUCUGAUUCAGAAAGAAAAAGCUUUAUUGUUGUCAUCUGAAUAAAAUGCUACUUUUUAAACUUA
Molecule: messenger RNA, 4250 nt
Organism: Zootermopsis nevadensis
Lineage: Eukaryota; Metazoa; Arthropoda; Insecta; Blattodea; Termopsidae
Product: cyclin-dependent kinase-like 1
Biological process (GO): protein phosphorylation
Cellular component (GO): nucleus
Molecular function (GO): ATP binding; protein serine/threonine kinase activity
Source: RefSeq, a predicted model, not a curated record